Molecule: messenger RNA, 12233 nt
Organism: Panicum virgatum (switchgrass)
Lineage: Eukaryota; Viridiplantae; Streptophyta; Magnoliopsida; Poales; Poaceae
Product: wall-associated receptor kinase-like 4
Exons: 2
Coding region: 9659-11764 (701 amino acids)
Biological process (GO): protein phosphorylation; cell surface receptor signaling pathway
Cellular component (GO): plasma membrane
Molecular function (GO): ATP binding; protein serine/threonine kinase activity
Source: RefSeq, a predicted model, not a curated record
CGAAAGUUUCUUGGCUUCGACUCGUGUUUCGAGUCGACAGCCCCUUGGCUUUCUUAGUGUGUAGUAUACACUUUAAUUUUUAGCCGAAGGUUUCUUGGCUUCGACUCGUAUUUCGAGUCGACAGCCCCUUGGCUUUCUUAGUGUAUAGUAUACACUUUAGUUUGUAGCCGAAGGUUUCUUGGCUUCGUCUCGUGUUUCGAGUCGACAGCCCUUUGCUUUCUUAGUGUAUAGGAUACACGUUAAUUUUUUGCCGAAGGUUUCUUGGCUUCGACUCGUGUUUCGAGUUGACAGCCCCUUGGCUUUCUUAGUGUAUAGUAUACAAUUUAGUUUGUAGCCGAAGGUUUCUUGGCUUCGACUCGUGUUUCGAGUCGACAGCCCCUUGGCUUUCUUAGUGUGUAGUAUACACUUUAAUUUUUAGCCGAAGAUUUCUUGGCUUCGACUCGUGUUUCGAGUCGACAACCCCUUGGCUUUCUUAGUGUAUAGUAUACACUUUUAGAUAAGUAUGUACAGCUUGUUACGGUUACGAGUUGUACUGGCUUAGUUAAUUUCAGCCUUGGUGCAAAUGCGAAGGUCGAUGUUUGCGACCCUGUGGUUGCUUCGACAUGAGAUAUUUUCCUGAAGGGAAUUGUUCAUAUAAUUUGGGGAAUUUACAUAGGAACCGCCUCAUUAAAAACCUCACCUCCGAAUUGGAGUUCCCUUCUGUGAGGAAAAGAGUACGGUCCUAGACUCAAAAGAAAGGGAAAAUGACGCGAAGGUAUGAGCGUGCUUAUUUGCCGCUCAUCCUUUUACAAUUUUUACCCUAGACAUGAUACUUUUUGAGACUUUCAGCAUUUCAGGAAUGCUGAAGCUUGUUUCCUUCGAUGUCCGCCAAGUGGUAAGACCCUAGCCUAUUGGAGUAUAACACAAUGUAUGGUCCAUCCCACUUGGAUUGAAGCUUGCCGAUGGUUUCGGCGUUUGGCUUUCUUCUUAGAACCCAGUCUCCUUCGGCUAUUUCUCUGUUGGCUACUUUUUUGUUUCGCCACUUCCUUAUUUCUUCUUGGUAUGCUUCUAUGUUUUCCGAAGCUUGCAAGAUGUCGAGUUCUGUGAGAUCUGCUUCUAUCGAAGGUUCGAUGUUGUUUAGAACUCUUGCACUUUUGUGUUUGAGUUCUUCUGGGCUCAUAGCCUUGGCUCCAUACAGCAAUCUGAAUGGGGUAAAUUUUGUUGCUCUGCAUUCAGUUGUGUUGUGGGACUAGAUGACCUUCGGUAGUUCGUCUGCCCAUUUCCCCUUUUUCAGUCCGAACAUGCAUUUUUUGAUGGCGUUGAAAAUUAGGCCGUUGGCUCUUUCCACAGCACCAUUGGACUGAGGGUGAUAAACUGAUGCGAACAUGACUUUUGUUCCUAUCGAGUGGCAGAAUUCUUUGAACAGUUGAGAAUCGAAAUGCUUCCCAUUAUUAGCGGUUAGUUCUUUUGGCACUCCGAACCUGCAGAUUAUGUUUUGCCAGAAGAAUUUUAUGACGGCUUUGGAAGUGAUGUUCACUAGUGGUUUUGCCUCUAUCCAUUUUGUGAAGUAUUCCACUGCAACCACAGCGUAUUUGUAGUUGCCUUGAGCUGUUGGUAGUGGACCGACCAAGUCCAUGCCCCAUCUUUGGAGUGGCCAUGCCGGAGGUAUGAGUUGUAUUGGUUGCGAAGGUCUGUUUGAUUUAUGAGCCAUCAUUUGGCAUCCUUCACAAGUUUUGACUAUCUACUCGGCAUCUUUCAAUGCAGAUGGCCAGAAGAAUCCUUGCCUGAAGGCUUUGGCUACCAGAGGUCUUAUGCCAAUGUGAGAUCCGCAAAGUCCGGAAUGUAUUUCCUUCAAUAGUUCCUGACCUUCGGCCGUUGUUAUGCACUUGAGCCAAGGGGCAACUACUCCGGACUUGUAGAGUGCACCUUCAGACAAGGUGUAGCUUCUUGCCCUUUGGAACAUUCUUUUUCCUUCCUUUUCAUCCGUAGGCUCGAAGUGUCCCCGAAGGUAGGCCAUGAUUGGUGAUCGCCAAUCUUCGCUUGCUAUGACGUUGACUUGUUUUGCUUUUUCUUGUUUGGUGGAGGGUUUUGUGAUUUUCUCGUAGAAAACAUCCGGAGGUAGUGGUUCUUUGCAAGCAACAGCUUUUGCUAGCUUGUCAGCUUCGUCAUUUUGGCUUCUUGGUAUGUGAUUGGCAGUGAAACCUUUGAAAUAUUUCUCCAUAUCUCUUACUGCAUCUAAGUACAUUUUUAUUUUUGGCUUCUUCGCUUCUGACUCUUUUUCCACAUGGUCGGUGAUGACCUUUGAAUCUUAUUUGAUGACAAAGUUUGGAUGACCCAAGGCCUUCAUUUUCCUGAGGCCUAGCAGCAGUGCUUCGUACUCUGUGGUGUUGUUUGUGUAGGGGUCUAGAUCACUGAAUUCGAGGCGCGCGGCGUAUCUCAGCUUCGCACUCGAAGGUGACUGAAUGAUUGCCGCGACGCCAACUCCUUCGUUACACCAUGCACCAUCAUAGUGUACUGUCCAAGGUUCAAUUGGUGCUUCUAUAUCGAAGGUUGGCGAGGUCCAAUCUACCACGAAGUCUGCCAGGACCUGGGAUUUAAUGGUUGUUCUUUUCUCAAAGUCAAUGUAGUGCUCCGAAAGUUCUGAAGCCCACUUGCUUAUUCUUGCCGAAGCUUCUCUGUUAUGGAAGAGGUCAUGCAGUGGUUGGUCAGUAAUUGCUACUAUUUUAUGACCUUCGAAGUAGUGUCUCAAUUUUCUUGAUGCCAUGACAACAGCGUAGGCAAUUUUCUCUAGCUCAGAAUAGAAUAACUUUGAACCGGAGAGUGCCUCUGAGGCGAAGUAUACAGGCAGUUGUUUUUGCCGACCUUUGAUUGUUCUUUCAACCACAAGGGCUGCACUAACGACUGUUUGUGAAGCGGACGUAUAGAGCAGAAGAGUUUCCUCGGGGUUGGGUGAGGUCAUCUUGGUCAAGUUUUCUAAGUAGUCCUUUAAUUCUCUGAAUGCUUUCUUCUGUUCUCCCCCACUCAAACUUACUAGAGCUUCGGAGAGUUUUGAAGAAUGAGGAGCUUCGGUCUGCUGAUCGAGGGAUGAAUCUGUUCAAUGCUGCGAUUCUGCCUGUCAGUUUCUGCACAUCUCUUACAGAUUGUGGUUCUUCCAUGUUUUGAAGUGCUCUGACUUUGUCUGGGUUUGCCUCUAUGCCUUUUGUUGAAACAAGGCAUCCGAGGACUUUGCCUUUGUCUAUUCCAAAGACGCAUUUUUCAGGGUUCAAACUUAAGUUUGCCUUCCGAAGGUUCGCGAAGGUUUCGGCCAGAUCUGCCACAUGUUUCUUCCUUUCUGCACUAGUGACCACUAUGUCGUCGACAUAGUUCAACACAUUUUUUCUGAGUUGAGGGCCCAGAACUUUUGAGGACAUUCGCGAGAAUGACUGUCCAGCAUUUUUCAAAUCUUCGGGCAUCCUGACGAAACAGUAUGUUCCGAAAGGGGUUGUGAAACUAGUUUUUUCUUCGUCUUCUCUUUUCAUCCAGAUUUGAUGGUAUCCGGAGAAGCAGUCUAAGGGUGACAUCAGUUGGCUGUUUGAUGCAUCAUCGACAACUUUGUCGAUCCUUGGUAAGGGAAAAUCGUCCUUCGGACAAGCUUUGUUUAGAUCAGUGAAAUCUAUGCACAUUCUCCAUUUACCAUUUUUCUUUUUUAUUGGCACAGUGUUGGCCAGUCAAGUGGGAUAUUUUACUUCUCUUAUGACCUUCACAUCAAGAAGCCUUUGGACUUCUGCUUUAACUGCUGCGACUUUGUCGUCAGACAUCUUGCGAAGCUUCUGCUUUUUGGGCUUUAUCUUCGGUUCAAUGUCCAGUUUGUGUUCUAUGAUGUCUCGGCUGACGCCGCGAAGGUCGUUUGCUGACCAAGCAAAGACAUCCUUGUUUUUGUUUAGGAACUCCAAGAGUUCGCACUCUUCUUCUGGCUCGAGGGCCGCACUGAUUGUUACUUGCCGGUCCAGCAAGAGCUUGUCAAGUGGUACUUUUUUUACUUUACACUCUUGUUGGAAUGUUUCUUCUUUGUCACUUUUUGGCUCUUUGAGUGGCGGGGGUUUCUUGUCAGCUUCGACCAAAUGGACGUUUCUUUGUCCGGGAGCGACACCCCGCUCGAUGUCUCAAGCCAAUUGUUGGUUGCCUCGGACUGUGAUUACUCCUUUGAUUGCAGGCAUUUUCAUGCACAGAUAGAGCUGAUGGACGAUUGUCUCAAAUUUGUUGAUGAGGGCACGGCCGAAGAUUGCAUUGUAUGGGUAAUUCAUUUCCACGACAUCGAAGGUGAUAGACUCGAUUCUUGGGUUUGAGAGAUCCCCGAAGGAUACCGGAAGGGUUAUCUUUCCAAGGGCGUUCACUCGUUUGCCCCUGAAGCCAAUGAGCGGGAUGUCCGUUGGCUGCAGAAGGUUGUGGUCGAUGUUCAUGCGGUCGAAGGUACUUGAAAAGAUGAUGUCAGCGGAGCUUCCCGUGUCAACCAGAAUUUUUCCGAUGGUCCAGCCUUGUAUAUUGGCUUCGAUGACUAGUGCAUCUGUGUGGGGAAAGCUGAGCAGGUUUACAUCUUCUUCAGAAAACACUAUGGGCAUGUGAGACCAUUGCAUUUUCUGGACGGGUCCAUCCACCAAGAUGGAAUGAACUUGUCAAAAGUAGUUUCUUCUUUGUUUUUUGUUCUCGAAUUCUAGGGAUGACCCUCCGGAUAUUGGCAUUAUCCUGCCGAAGGUUGGUAGUGCUGCAGGCUGGGCAUUUUGGUUAGUUUGGUUUUCUUGGUUGAGUGGGGGGCCUGGCGGAGGUGGGGGCAGCUCUUCUUGGGUUGCUUGAGCUGUAGGCGGGGGUGGCAGUCUUGGUUGGUUUUGCUGCGGGGGUUGCCAGUUGAUGGGAUAUGGGUUAUAGCCGAAGGUUGGCACUGUUUGGAAAGGAGGGUUAAAAGUUGGUUGCGGAGGUUGGAAUUGCAGUGUUUGCUAGGCAGGCCAGCUGGUGUGCGCUACGAGUUUGGCAUUUUUUUCAGCUCCCAUUCUUUCAAGUGUCCUUUUCUUUUCAGGACACUGAUUAGUUCUGUGGCCAGCAUCUUCCCCAUGAAAGUGACAGAACAAUUUCUGCGGGCCCUGCGAAGGUCCGCGGCCUCCGCCUUUUCCUUUCCCUCGGCCCCUGUUGGACCUGCCCCUUUGAUGGUGUUCUUUGGAGUUGUUGUUGUUGUUGUCUUGCUCCUUCUAGGGUUGUGUGGGUGGUGGGAUUAUGUAAGGAUCGAAUUCUUCUGGUUGAUCCAUAUCUUGCGAAGGUUCAACAGGGAGUAUAUACUGAUUUUGCUGACUGGUGUUUGUUUGAUUGUUUUGUUGCCAGCUCAACUGUUGCCUCAUUAACUUUCUUUGUUGAACCCUUCGCUUGUGGUCUGCUUCGGACUUUGCGUAUUUCUCUACCUCCGCAUACAAUUCUGACAGACUUCUUGGUGGCUCUCUUUCGAGGUGGGAUGCCAAUUGGCUUGGGAGGAGACCUUCGAUGAAUUUUGCUAUUGCGUCUUUCUCAGAGAAGUUUGGAGUUUGCGCUUUUUUCUGCACAAAUCUCCGAAGGUACUCGGGUAGUGGCUCUCUAUCCAUCUGUAUGCAGCUGAAUUGUUGCAAGGUGUUGAUGGAUAGUUUUUUGAAGACUUGAAAGUCUUGCUUGAGUUUUUCCUUGAGCUGCACCCAACUUUGAAUUGAGAGGGGUUGAAUGUAGGAGUACCAGUUUGCAACUGGGCCUUCGCAUGCCAUGACAAAGGACUUUGCCAUGAUUGGAUCAUCUCCGCCAGCUGAGGCGAUUGUAGCUUCGUAAGUCAUUAUGAAUUGUGCAGGGUCGACUGAUCCAUCAUAUUUUGGGAGUUGAACUGGCUUGUAGCCGUAUGGCUAGGAUGUUCGCUGCAAGGCAAUUGACAGUGGUGAUGUUGAAUCGAAUGGAGGGCUUGGUUGGAAAUGUUGAUCUUGAUAUAUUUGAGUUGCCUGGCGAAGGUUUUGACCUUCGUGUUGUCUGGAAUGUCUAGCAAUUGCGUGGGUGUUUGGGGGCUCUUGCGGCUGCCCAACUUCUUCUUGCAUUUUUUGGAUUUCUACUUGCAUUUCUGCAACUCUGCGUUUUGCUUCAGCCAGCCUCUGAGCUUGCUCGGCUGCUCUUUUUUUGGUCACCAGUUGACUGGCCAGGUGAGCUUUCUUCAUUUCUAGGGCGCGAAGCUGAAGGUUGAGCUCAUGGUGCACGUUUUGUUCAAGCUGGUCAUCUUCAAGCUGGGAGAGGUUGUUUAGUGUUUCAGCUUCGGUUGUUGUUGUUGUUGUUGCUGCUGCUGCUUUCUUGCCUGCUGCCGCGGCCUUUUUUUGCCUCAAUAGCACGUUCUGCUUGGACACGCUUUUCUUUCUCAGCCAGCUGGGCGGGGGUUGGUUCGAUUGGAGGAGAUUGUCGGAUGGGGACUUCGUGAAGGUUUGAACCUUCGGCGUUAGAAACGCCCUGGUUGGUGGUUUUCUUUCUUUGUGGGGCCAUCGUAAGGUGAUUUUCGAGCUAAGAACACGGGUGGGCGCGUCUGUUGGGAUCUUCGGCCCGAUCACCAGACAGAGGAAGUACACUUCAGACGAAGGUUAAAACACAGAGACACGAAUUGCACAAUAGAAAUUGCACUAUGGUUCGCACGAAAUGCUCCAACCCGUACAAUGUUGGGUGGGAUUACAUCAUUCCAAAAAUGUCCCUCCUGCCCCCACGAAGGUCAAGAGAUUACAUCAGAGGUAUUUGGUAAUUCCCUAGGUUGGACAGUCCAACUUGGAUACUCCUACUCGGAUCACGUGUUUCUUGCCCUUCGGGGACCUUCGGUGGUGGUCUUCGACAGGCUUCGUCUGGCGCUACUUUCAUUGUUCGCCAUUCUUGAGCCGUACUUCGCGCCCGAAGGUUCUUGUCAUAGCCUCCGAGAGCAUGGCCCCGAGCGGUCGUCGGAACCUUCGGGCUGCCCGAAGCAUCCCGAAGGUUAAGAACAUCGCCUCCGGGCGCCGGACCUCGACGAGCUCUUCGAUGCUUCGUCACCUUCGGAGAACCUUCGGACAUCCUUCGGGUUGAACCACCUUCGCGAGGGGGCGAUCCCCAACACUUACCAUCUCACCUAUACAUUACAUCUUUUAUUGUUUUCAUAUCACUUUUUUGAAUCUUAUAUUGUGUCUUUGACACUCUAAAUGAUCUUAAAUUUAAAAGUUGUUAUCUACAAAGUUUAUAUGUUGUCGAAUAUUACAUUUUUGGUAUAAAGUUCAUCUUCUUGUUUAAAAAAUAAAAAUUCAAAUUUUUGCAAAAUUAGAUUUUUUUAAAAGGUAACGAAUAUUUAGCCUAGUAAAUAAUAUUGAACGAAAUAUUCAUCAACUGCAAAAUUUUAGAUCUCGUCGAACUCUAUAAUUUGGAUAUAUGGUUUGUUUUCAUCUUAGGCUGUCUAUAACUUAGAUAUAAAUUUAAGAUUUAAUUUAAAAAUGAUAAUGAAUAUUUGGUCUUGAACGAAAAUGUUGUCGGUAAAAUUUAGAUUUCACUACCGCUAUCAUUUUUCAUAUAAAUUUGUCUUCAUCCGACUCUAUAUAAAAUAAUGAGUAAAUUGUACCGACCAUAUAACAACUUAUUAGGUGGGUGCAAAUUGGUUCAACAACUUUUAAAAUACUCAAUUUAGUGCAAUAUCUUGACAAGUGGGUGCAGAUCGGUCUAACAAGUUGUAAAAUGCCCAACUUAAUUCAUUAACUUGAAAAAUAGAUGCAUUCACAGUCCAAACAUUACACGGCAAUGUAACUAACGCAAAGUCUCAAUAAAGAGUAUAUUCAUGUUAGGACAAAUUAUUAAGUUAUUAUUUGAUCAUUGAUUUUUGUGCUGCGCCUACGUGGCAAUGUAUUUGGCUAUAAUAAAAACCCUCACUGUUUAGAAAUUAGUGUUAUGACUUUAUAUUAAUUAAUUUUGUAUAAUGAUUUAAUUUUAUUUAAAACUAUUUAAUUUGAUAUUCAAUAUUGAAAAGUUCACCCUCACUGUUUACGAUUUGUUUGAUUAUAUGCACUGUUGAACUAAAAAAAAUAUGUUGAUGCAAACUAUUGAUACCUUUUAGGAGCUUGGUGCAUAUCUAUACUAUAAAAGUUGAAACAAUUGAAACUCUUUUUAACCAAGAUUAGACCCACCGUACCCCUCAAAAAGGCCCCACUUGUUAUGCCAAAAGGUUUGAUGAAAGGGAGGGGGAGAUUGAUUUCAUCAAUGUUUUUCACCAAAAGCCUAUUAUUUUUUACACUAGCAAUUUCUUAUACCCACGUAUUCCUCUCCUUUAGCACACAUAUACCUUCUUUUGUAUAUUCUUUGACCCAUAACUCACGGCAUUUUUUCUUUUGGAAGAAUAAUAAUUGACAUCAUUGUAUAUGGAAGAAAAAGAAAAGCGUGUAUUAACGUAUUACUUUUCUUUAGUUACACAUAUUUUUCUUUACACAUAGAUUAACCCAUAAUUCACAUUAUUUUUUCUUUUGGAAAGAUAAUAAUUGACAUCAUUGUUUAUAGAAGAAAAAGAAAGAUGUGUAUUAUUGAUAGUUUUAGAAGGAUAUUAAUUGACAUCAUUGUUUUAUGGAAGGAAAAUAAAAAUGUGUAUUAUUUUCGAAAAGAAAAUAAAAAACAUCAUUGCUUGAUGGAAGAAAAAUUAAAUACGUGCCUGUGGCACGUACAUCUUUCCUAGUAUUUUUAAAGCCUCAUAUAUUCGUUAGAAAGGAAAAAUAAGCUAAAUAAACAGAUACAAACAUGAGCAUUGUUAAAUACAUGAGCAAAAGCGCAGUAGAAACCUAAGGUUUCAGUGUCUCUCUUAUCAACUUCAGGGUUUGGGUGAUGCUAAUGGUGUAAUUCUAUUUUUUUUGCAUUCGAACUAAUAAAAAAUUGUACAUAGUUGAAAAGAAACAACCGGAUCACCAUCAAUAAUUUCUAUUUAUAAAAUUUAAGAAUUAUUAACAUUCAUCUACUUAGUUUAAUAUGUUGUUUAUGUUGUUGUUGUAAUGAUGGUUAAAUAAUAUAUUAUUUUUAAUAAAAUAAUAAUUAAUUUAUUUUGAGAAUAAAAUUAUUAGUGUCCAUUGCGACACAAAAAUCUACGGUCAAAUAAUACGUUCCGAUGUGAAUAUAUUUUUUAUUAUGACUUGACGAUAGCAAAAAUAUUGUCGUAUAAUGUUUGGACUAUGAAUGCACUAAUUUACCAAGUUAUUGUACUAAAUUAAGUAUUUUCUAAGUUGUUGGAUUAAUCUGCACCCAGCUAUCAAGUUAUUGUACUAAAUUGAGCACUUUAUAAGUUGUUGGAUCAAUUUGCACCCAUCUGCCAAGUUGUUGUAUGAUGGGUGCAAUUUACUAUAAAAUAAUUAUUUAGUUUUUUAGGAAAAAAAUCGAUUUAUGCUAGCAGUCGCUAGCAGAUACACAUGGAGUCACCAUAAAUGCUUUCGGUACAUCUCUUCCUAUGCAUGCAUCGAGGGACUGAGACACUGGGCCGGGGUUUGCCGUCGUCCUGCUACCAGGAGCUUGUCAUUGUCGCGUCGCCCGAGGUUUGCCGUCGACGCGUCCGGCGUCCCCUGUGCGGAUUCGCCGGUGCCAUACGGGGCUCUCUGCGGACCGUGGCUCGCCGGCUCUGGUGCUCUGCCCAACCACCCGGACGGGGCAACCGGCCAACAGCAGUGGCCGAGACUCCAUGAAUACGGCGAGCACCUGGAAGCCAGGCCAAACCUUCAGUACUAUAAAUAAAUCUCUACUGGUAUCCCUUAUGGAGCUUGCUGAAAACAAACUUACCGACUUCAUCAAAAGCAGUGAAAAGGCAAAGUGGAGGUCAAUCAACAACCACAAUAUAAACAACUACACAGAAGAUGAAAUCAAACGGAUCACUAACAGCUAUAGCUCUCUCAUUGGCGAAGGUGGCUUUGGACAAGUUUACAAAGGCCAUCUUGAUGAUGUUACUCCAGUUGCAGUAAAAAAAUACAUGCGGCAGAAUUUCAUAGAAGGUUUUGGUAAGGAAAUAAUCGUCCAUUGCCAAAUCAACCACAAAAACGUAGUGAGGCUCCUAGGCUACUGUGCAGAGGAAAAUGCUUUAAUGAUUGUCACAGAGUAUGUCUCGGGGGGAAACCUCCGUGAUCUUCUUCAUGGCAGUGACGAUCCAAUUUCCUUAGAUGCAAGGUUGGGUAUUGCUAUAGAAUGUGCAGAUGCAUUAGGAUACAUGCAUUCCUCGAUGUACCAACCGAUCAUUCACGGUGAUAUCAAGCCUGAUAACAUACUACUUAACAGCAAAUUGGGUGUCAAAUUGUCCGACUUUGGAUUGUCGAGGUUGCUUUCCAAGGAUAAAACUCAAUACACCUUGAAUGUCGCAGGCAGCAGAGGUUACAUGGACCCGGAGUAUAUUGAGACAGGGCUUGUUGAUCCGAAGAGUGAUGUUUACAGUUUUGGGGUUGUUCUCUUGGAACUAAUUACCAGAGCCAAGGCAAGUGAACAUGGGUUUAGUACUCGCCUCAAAAGAAACUUCACUGAUGCUCUUAAGAAAGGAAAGCAGGAGGCGCGGAAGAUGUUUGAUUCUGACAUAUCUAACGAGGGGAACAUCAGCAUUCUUGAAGAAAUCGGAAAUCUAGCUGCAGAGUGCUUCACAAAGGAAAUCAAGGAACGUCCAGAAAUGAAAGACGUUCAAGAACGUCUUCAGAUGCUUAGAAGGGCUCUUCACCAUGAGCAAGCUCAAGAGAAAAGGGGUCAAGGUUCUUCACAAGGAAUACCUGAUCCAGAACAAAAGUUCGUCAAACAAGGCACCAGCUCUAACUCCACCGUGCCUUAUUACAGGUACAGGCUGAACAUUCUGGACAGGAUCUUCAAUAGGAAUGCAAGCAGGUGUUUCAAUAGGAAUGGAGGUCCAAUGCUACAGGGUGCCUCUAUAAAUAUUUUCACCAAACGGGAGGUACAAAAAAUCACCAACAACUACUCAACUGCUAUUGGCAACAAGUACUCAACUGCUAUUGGCGACCUUUAUUCCGGUGAUGCCUACAUGGGAUGGAUUGAUGGCAACAUAAGGGUGCUGGUGAAGGACUCCGUCAAGGUAGAUGAAGCCCACACAGAUUCUUUCAUUGCGGCACUCGUAUGUGCACAUGGAUUUAGACAUAGUAACAUCACCAAGCUCGUGGGCUGUUGCUUGGAGACGGAAUCUCCUAUAUUCUUAUACGAGUUUGAUGGCAUUGGUAGUCUGUACGAUGUUCUGCAUGGUAAUGGCAGACGUCCUCUCUCACUUGAUUCACGCCUAAAAAUUGCUAUUGGAUCGGCAGAAGCAUUAGCAUAUUUGCACUCACAGUCAUGCGGGAAUGCCAAAUUCCUACAUGGUUAUGUCACAUCUGACAAUAUCCUGUUAGCUCAGGAUUUUGAGCCAAAGGUCUUCAAUUAUAUGACCGGAAUGGUUUCAAAUUGGCAAGUGGUGCUUAGCUGGACGACAUACUUGGACCCAGCUUUCGGGGAUACACAAAAGAGCGAUGUUUACGGUUUUGGAGCUCUCAUCUUGGAACUUAUCACCAGGAAGCCAGCAAAAUACGGGAAGAACUACACGUACCUCGGAGAGGAAUAUAUUUCUGUUUGUAAGAAAGAAAAUAGUGGGCGAGCUAUGUUUGACGAAGAGAUUGCAGUCGAGGGGAACAUCGUCAUCCUCGAAGAAAUGGGGAAGCUGGCAAUCGAGUGUCUCAAGCAAGAUAGGGACGAGCGACCAGAAAUGACGGAGGUGUUGGAACGACUUAAGCUGCUAGGCAAAGCUGCUGCUGCCUUUUUAUUUGUGGACUAGGUUCGUGGUCGUACGUUGCUACGGGCAACGAAAUAUUAUCAGUGUAAUAGACAGAGCAUGAACAAGACAAUAUUCUACUCAUAGUAAAAAAUAGUUAAUUCAGGAUUGCAAGCUUACCGAACAUGAACAAGACAAUAUUCUACCCAGCAGCGUUGCAAGCUUACAGAACUUAAUGGGGUUGAACAAUGGCCAUACCGUGCCCUCGGAUUGCUAUGGCAAAAUUUAGAGUGCAAUACACACAACAUCAGUAAGGCAAUGGAAGGGAGGGAAAUUUGAUAGAACGGUGUUCCCGUUGCAUAGAUAUUCUUUUGUACUAAUAUUUUUUUUAAGAUUUGAAUCUAGAAACUAAGCAGUAACUGCUAAAACACGAUGUAUAUAUGCAGUAAUCAUUUACAUCUCAUUUUCCCUCUCUGGACUCUACAAAACAACACAAUAAUCAUUGCUGUUUCAAGUAAUAAUAUUAGCUGAA